AUGGCCACCGGUCAUGAUCCAUCCCUUCAAUCGGGCCCUCUGUCGCGAGCAUGCCAGCUUCAGAAUCAGGACGAAAAGUUCAGUUUCACGCCCGUCAAGGCCGCCGCCGCCCCUCGUCUAUGGGACCGAAAACCGUCGAACGCGUUCCUUGGGCGUUCGAAGUCGCGCAAAGUCUGGAAGCGCUUUCGUUCCUCCUUUAACAGCAUGAAAGCGUUACAACGCCUCGUCGCUGCAUCGCACGAGGACGUCGAUGAAGAUCUCUUCGCCGAAAUCAACUUGUCCAGGAAUCUGGGGUUUGUCCGUGGUGUCAAGCGACGAUGUUUUGGGUUGGACGAUCCUGAGAGUCAAUCGGACAGUACAGUUCUACGAGGACGUUCGUUUCUUGAGACAAAAUGGGAGUCUGAAGCGAUGGGGAAAAGACGGAAACUGCCCACGAAUCAUACCGACUUUACUGAUCUUCAAACGGAGCCGAUGGAUGUGGAUGAAGAGGAGGAGGGAGGUCACGCUGUGGCUGACGAGGAUGAGCCACGGGACGCGGCCACGUCAAUCGCCGAACAGGACACGGACACAUCCUUUGAUUCGACCCCAGACACACCCACGGACUCGGUUCUUUUAUCAGCGAAUCUCCACACGCUACAUGGCAAGUCCGUCAGUGCAGAUCAUUGCGCUGGAAACAACUACAAUUUCGAGAUAAAUGCCACCGGCGAGGUCGCUCAACCUGACUCCCCACUUGACAUCAAUGUAGCGAGUCUUCAUACCAAUAUUGCCCCAGAUGCAGCCGUGGAUACAUAUAUGACGGAUGAUCGACAAGAUCUGUCAGUCGAGACCGCAGACUCCACAAUCGCAGCAGAAGUCACAUCUGAGCAGUGUCUAAGUGUGCAACAAGAGUCCACUCUGGUACGUUCGGCACUACGCAGCUCGCUGGGUGGGGAGGAUGCGGAGUUGCUCAAUAACUUCUUGUCCAAGGCCAAGGCAGCUCGCGCCGCCAAAGCCGCAGCUAUGACUGUGCAGGAUGUGGCCGCAGAACAAGCCUGCCAGGAAGUGGACGACGUACCAACUCCACAGGCUCGACGGGCUCUGGAAGAGCUGGACACCAAUUCACCCUCACCAUCGAAAGUCCAGCUGUCUCCGGUCAAAGCGUCUGAUCCCGCAGAUGGUCCCGAUCGGGAUGAUGAAUCGCGGAAAAGCGUUGAUGCCCGAGAGGACGAAAAUCAAGCCGCCAGCCCGGUUCGUCGAAGUUCGAGGAACCGUGCUGCCAAAGUUCCACCCCAGACCACUACGCCCACUCUUCGUACCGUGACUCUUCGUCGUGCAAAGGGGACGGAGUUCGUCUUCCUGCAGCGCACAGAAGCCCAGGAGCUUGCGCUGGCGACGCGUCGAAACACUCGUCACAACAAAGGGGAUGCGGUCAUGCCGAAAUACGUGCUUCAGGCGUUGGCGGAACAAUCGCAGAACACCAACCUCGAUGUCGAUGAUGGCAAAGCUGCAGAUCCCGGUCGGAAGCGCACAGGGGCCAAGAAAUAUGUGACAUGGAACGAGGAGCGCCUUGUGCAGUACCAAGGGGAGAACAACAGUGAGGGAGGGGAGCGGAAGCGCAAUGACGUCGCUUUGAAUCCAACAGUGAAGGGCACCGAUAAGAAGAAGGCAGCCAGUAACCGCAGCACCCGGUCCCAGACAGCUAAGACCGGUAGUGAUGAAGAAGUGGCUGCAUCAACUACUGCACCUGCUACUGCAGCUCCCAAGGCGCGGCGUGUGCGGCGGCUAGGAGGGCCAAAGAGUAAUUCCAGUCCUGUCGCGGCCACAGGAACGAAGAAGGCGUCGCUCCUCCCAACUCUCAGCACUAGCAACAGUGUUGAGAAACGCAAGAAAUUGAUCCCCAAGCGGCCCAGCGCUGUUGCAACGGGUACUCCCGUUUCGAAAAAGAUGCUACCUUGCGCCAACGCCGACGAUAGGAGCUCGUCCGACUCUACCAGCGGUAGCGCUCCGCGAAUAAGAUCCAAGAACAUUCUCAAGGCACAUGCUGGAUCGACACCGAUGCCGAGACGUAUCCGUCCCCGCCCUUGA
Molecule: messenger RNA, 2064 nt
Organism: Aspergillus viridinutans
Lineage: Eukaryota; Fungi; Ascomycota; Eurotiomycetes; Eurotiales; Aspergillaceae
Exons: 3
Coding region: 1-2064 (687 amino acids)
Source: RefSeq, a predicted model, not a curated record